AUGUUAACUACUGCAGUUGAUUGUGUUCGAUUUUUAUUACAUCAAGGAUUAUCAUUUCGUGGGCAUGAUGAGUCAUCCAGAUCAACGAAUCGAGGGAAUUAUUUAGAGCUUCUUGAUUUCCUUGCAAAUCAUAAUGAUAAAAUUAAGAAAGUUUUAUCCAUACAUUCAAGCUCAAAUUUGAAGUUAUCUUCACCGAAGGUUCAGAAAGAAAUUUGUUCAGCUACAGUUGCAGAAACUUUGAUAUCAAUCAUGAAAGAUAUUGGUGACUCUUACUAUGCCGUUUUGGUUGAUGAAUCUCGUGAUGUUUCCACGAAGGAACAACUAGCUAUUGCAGUGAGAUAUGUGGAUAAUUUAGGGCAAGUUGUUGAAAGGUUUAUUGGCAUUAAACAUGUCACAUCGACUAAUGCAAUUUCCUUAAAAGCAGCUAUAGAAGAUAUACUUGCUAAACACUCAUUGAGCAUACAUAGAAUUCGAGGUCAAAGAUAUGACGUAGCAUCUAAUAUGCGUGGGGAGUUUCAUGGUUUGAAGGCCUUAAUACUUAAUGAUAACCCCCAUGCAUUCUAUGUUCAUUGCUUUGCUCAUCAGCUUCAACUAUGCUUAGUUGCUGUAGCUAAAAACCAUUGGUAUGCAAAGCAUAUUUUUGAGAUCACUUCAAGGAUUGUCAAUACUGUUGGAGCUUCAUAUAUGAGGAGUGAUGCUCUUAGAACAAUUCAACAUGAUAAAAUAUUAUUUCAUUUAUCUAAAGGGGAGUUGAGCAGUGGUAGAGGAUUGAACCAAGAGACAAGCUUACAAUGA
This is a messenger RNA of Dendrobium catenatum, 795 nucleotides long. Its product is annotated as zinc finger MYM-type protein 1-like. The coding region runs from base 1 to 795 and encodes 264 amino acids. Lineage: Eukaryota; Viridiplantae; Streptophyta; Magnoliopsida; Asparagales; Orchidaceae. The transcript has a single exon. The record is from RefSeq and is a predicted model, not a curated record.